Molecule: messenger RNA, 2463 nt
Organism: Sphaeramia orbicularis (orbiculate cardinalfish)
Lineage: Eukaryota; Metazoa; Chordata; Actinopteri; Kurtiformes; Apogonidae
Gene: gldn
Product: gliomedin
Exons: 10
Coding region: 106-1848 (580 amino acids)
Biological process (GO): signal transduction
Cellular component (GO): cell surface
Source: RefSeq, a predicted model, not a curated record
UGCUCAGACCAGACUGGACUUGAAUUCCCAGAUCGGACCUUUGUCUUUUCAUCUUUUCGUCUUUUUCAUCUUUUCCUCUGACAUUCCAUCCUCGUGUCCAUCCAAAUGUCCGCAGGCGACCCUCAGAAAAGAGGAAGUCAAGUGAUAACCAUGUGGAUCCCGACCCCCAGUAUGAGCCUGUUCCAGCGCCUGGUUCUGUACGGGACCUGCGUCAUGGUUCUGCUCAACUCCAUGGGCCUCCUGGUUCUCCUGGUCCAGCAGAACCAGCAGCGAGCCUGGCUGGAACAGACGGAGACCAGGCUGACGGAGGUGGAACAGAGCUCGGUGGUGGAGUUCCUCCAGGAGGUGCCCCAAGGAGGAAUGGCCCAUCUGAAGAACCGGGACCGGAACCAGGACCAGUACUCCAGGAACAAGAGGAGUGAUCAGCAGGAAAAGGAGCUUCAGCAGGAGGUCCAGGAGCAGGAGGUGAGCCAGGAGGUGGGAGACGAGGCGGAGAACAAGCGGAGAACCCAACAGAAGCAGAAACAGCAGCGCAGCUUCCACAAGACGCACGUUCACGACGACAUGAUGACGAUGAUGACCUACUCCAUGGUACCGAUCAAACUUCUGGUCGACAUCUGUAACAGCAGCAGAGGCGUCUGCAUCUCCGGACCACCUGGACCGCCUGGCCCACCUGGACCCCCUGGACCACCUGGCCCACUGGGUCAGCCCGGAGCAGACGGUCCACCAGGACACAAUGGGACUGAUGGAAGCCCUGGACUGAAUGGACCGCCUGGACCACCUGGGGCUGAUGGGAAAAGAGGAAAGAAAGGACCACCAGGUGAGAAAGGAGAACCAGGUGUCAGAGGAGAACCAGGUGUCCCUGGUCCACCUGGAGACCCAGGUCAACCAUCCAACGACGUCAUGGUUGAAGGACCACCUGGACCACCAGGACCACCGGGUCCAGAGGGCCCCCCAGGACCUCCAGGCCCUCAGGGUCCCCCCAGAAUAAGGCACCACAGAGCCCAUCUGCAGGCUGCUGGUCCAUUCCACGCUGUUCCAAAUGAUGACACAUUAUCUGCAAAGACACUUCUGAAAGUCCAGGAGAAGCCAGUGAAGAAGAGCGAGUGUCUGAUUAAGUCUCUGAUCAAUCCCCGGAAUGUGUCCAAGAUGGAGAGUACGUUCGGAACGUGGAUGAAGGACACGGCUCGGUUGAACGAGGAGCGGAUCUGGGUGGCGGAGCACUUCUCUGGUCGUGUGGUCAAACAGUAUAAGAGCCUGGCCUCCCUCCAGCUGAAUGUCAGUGAACCCGUCGAUGUUCGGAGGUUCUACCAGGGCUGCGGUCAGACCGUCCACAACGGGUCCUUCUACUACCACAUCGCCGGCACCUCCAGCAUCGGCAGGUUGGACUUGGACACUCAGCGUCUCCACACUCUUCCUGUGGACAACGCUCUCUUCCAUAACCUGGCCUACCUGCUCCACAACUCCAAGACCUAUUUCAAACUGGCGGCCGACGAGAACGGCCUGUGGUUGAUCUUUGCGUCCAGCGUGGAUGACAGCAUUGUGGUGGCGCAGUUGGACCAGAUGACCUUCUCCAUCUCCGCCCUCAUCAACACCACCUACCCCCGGACCAAGGCGGGGAACGCCUUCAUCGCCUGCGGUGUCCUGUACGUCACCGACACUAAAGACGCCAGGGUGUCGUUCGCUUUUGACCUGCUGAAGAGUAAACCGGUCAACGUGACCUUUGACCUGAGGCCUCCGGGGGGGGUCCUGUCCAUGUUGUCCUACAGCCCCAGAGACAGACACCUGUACGUGUGGGACCAGGGCUACGUCCGCCUCUACGUGGUCCACUUCAUCUCAGAUGAGUGAGUUCAUGACAGGCACUGGUUUAAACCACAGGAUUUUUUUAAAGAGGGGUCACAUGAGGUACUAAUGGUUUCCAUGGUUACCACUUACCUGGGGUACGUACAGUAUGUGGGUAGAGAACGUCCCAUUCCAGGUGGAAACACUGACAGCAGUCCCAGGUCUGGUCACAUGACAUGUCGUAAGGCUCCGUUCAAACUGUAGGUAAAUGAGUCCAUAUGUGACCUGGAUCUGAUCUGAUCCAGACCACUUCCAUAUGUGACCUGGAUCUGAUCUGAUCCAGACUGAAUGUCCAUAUAUGAGCACAGUACUGUGGAUACAAGGGGGGGGAUACUACAUAUAUGAACACAGGACUGUGGACACAAGAGGACAAGGACUUCAUGGAACAGUGUCCAUGACUGGAUCUGGGACAACAUGUCCUUACUGCUGAUUGGAACAGGACAAAUGAGGACAUCUGAUUGGCUCUGUGGAAAUAGAAACGCCCAUAUUUCCUACCUCAGUACUGCGGACGUAGACACUGGUUUAAAACAUAUUUAAAGCUGCAGGAACCGAACACACAGAACCAUGGCUCCUGUCGGCCCAAAUCAAGACCAAAUAUAAAUAUAUAAGUUUUGUCAUUUC